Molecule: messenger RNA, 1428 nt
Organism: Cygnus olor (mute swan)
Lineage: Eukaryota; Metazoa; Chordata; Aves; Anseriformes; Anatidae
Product: homeobox protein CDX-4-like
Exons: 3
Coding region: 224-1006 (260 amino acids)
Biological process (GO): animal organ morphogenesis; embryo development; cell differentiation
Cellular component (GO): nucleus
Molecular function (GO): RNA polymerase II transcription regulatory region sequence-specific DNA binding; DNA-binding transcription factor activity, RNA polymerase II-specific
Source: RefSeq, a predicted model, not a curated record
UGUAAUUAUGAGGCAGGCAGUUUGGCUGACGUCAGACAAGAUCUUGGUAAACCAUUACCACCAGCACCUGGUAACACAGUUGAUAAAAAAGAGGAUGAAGUAGUAGAUUCCAAGCAGAGUGGCAUUAUUAAGGAAAAAAAAAAUCAAACAAUUAUUUUAAGCAGCAAAAGAAGACACAGAAGAACAGGAUGUUGUGACAACACGUUUACGAUCUGUGACCAUCAUGUACGUGAGCUCUCUCUUGGAUAAAGAGAACAGCAUGUAUCCAGGACCUGCAAGGGGUAACAACAACCUGCCAGUGCAAAACUUCGCAUCUGCUCCCCCCUACUCAGACUACAUGGGAUAUCACCAUGUGCCAGCCCUGGACAACCACGGACAGCCUGCGGGAACCUGGGGAUCCCACUAUGGCCCACAGAGGGAGGACUGGAACGCUUAUGGCCCAGGACCUUCCAGCACGGUGGCUGCUGCACAGAUCAAUGGCUCACCUCCUGGGCAGGUCUCCUACAGUUCUGCUGAUUACAGCUCCCUCCAUCCUGCUGGAUCCGGGGGGUUACCUCCUGUAGAUACAAUUAAUGCACAGCAAAUCUCUCCCAACAGCCAAAGGCACAGCUCUUAUGAAUGGCUGAGGAAAACGGUGCAAACCAACACUACUGGUAAAACAAGAACAAAAGAAAAGUACCGAGUUGUUUACACAGACCACCAGAGACUAGAAUUAGAGAAGGAAUUUCACUGCAACAGAUACAUUACAAUAAGGAGAAAGUCAGAACUUGCAGCAAACCUGGGACUAUCUGAAAGACAGGUGAAAAUCUGGUUCCAGAAUCGCAGAGCCAAAGAAAGAAAAAUGAUCAAGAAGAAAAUCUCUCAGUUUGAUGGCAGCGGGGGCUCAGUUCAGAGUGACUCUGGUUCACUCAGCCCAAAUGAAAUACCCGGUUCCCUGUUCCCACCACCACAUGGAAUAAACGGAUUACAGUCCACUGACAUUCAUCAGGUCAUAGUUUCUGAAUGAACAGUGGGGAAAUAUAAAGAAAAAGCAAAAGUAAGAGGGGAAAGUAAGAGUGGAUUUUUCCCCUCUCUUGAAAACUCAUCUUUGCAAAGGACCAUUCUUGUUUAACUACCUUCAGAGUGCUGACUUCUAUGUACAGGAUCUGGGACUAUUCUCAAAAUACUACAGAAAUCUCAGGGAACACGUGCUGCUAAGAUUCAUCGCUCAAUCUUUCAAGUAGGAGGUACUGUGCUUCACAUACUGACCCAAAGAAUGAUACCACUGAAGAUUCAAGUAAAUAUAGUUCUAGUCUCUUCAUAUAUACACACAAAAUUGUCAGUGAACUGAUUAUAGAGUACAAUUGCAGAAAAUGUAAGAUGUUGGAUGUAUUUAGUUUGUUACAUUUUAUAUAAUUAGAAUAAACUGUAGAUGUUUAUAAAUAUUCA